Molecule: messenger RNA, 582 nt
Organism: Schistosoma margrebowiei
Lineage: Eukaryota; Metazoa; Platyhelminthes; Trematoda; Strigeidida; Schistosomatidae
Source: the annotation of a GenBank genome assembly
AUGGAUUCUCCCAAAGCCAGUAAUAAACAGAUCUGGCCAUUAGUGGAUGUUAAUUCAGACGACGAAGCAUUUUGGGAUGAUAAAGAUUUAAUUGCUGAAUAUGAUAGAAUUGAGUCUCUUGUUCAGGAUAAAUUAACAAGAGAACUGGAUAAUAAUGCAAAACAUAAGUCCUAUGGAAUUAGUGACAAUUUCCAUAAAAAUAUAAAGAAAGAUUCAUCCAGUACGUGUAAUAAAUCGAAGGUACACCAUACUGAAAAUAUUCAUGGAGAAAAUGUCGGCUUAGCGGAUAUUCAACCACUCAUUGUCAACAGCAAUCCAGUUUGUGAUUUCCAAUGGAUUCCUCCGUGUUUAAAACCUCCGCCUCAAUUAUUUUCUCAUUUGGCUUCAUCAAGGGACAGUCAUCUUCCUAGUGAUGUUCAACCUUCUGUUCCUUCUCAACCAAUCUUUAAUAGCACGAAAAGUGGUUUAUCAACUAUCGAACCUAUACUACGCUCCUGGUAUGAAGCAGGUUACCAACUUGGUCGUUCACAUGCUAUGAAGUUGAAGUCAACGUCAUCUGUACCUGCUGUAAACUCUUAUUAA